This is a messenger RNA of Fusarium oxysporum Fo47, 1605 nucleotides long. Its product is annotated as MBL fold metallo-hydrolase. NCBI's taxonomy places the organism in Eukaryota, Fungi, Ascomycota, Sordariomycetes, Hypocreales, Nectriaceae. The coding region runs from base 1 to 1527 and encodes 508 amino acids. The record is from RefSeq and is a predicted model, not a curated record. The transcript is spliced from 11 exons.
AUGAUCGGUGUUUGUAGGUCAUUUUACUGGCUGGCAGUUUUGGGAGUUGCUGCGUUCUGUUGCGGCGAUUCUGCUCCCGGAAACUCGAGGGCUGGGAAAUAUUUCUCAGGUAAAAACGCUAAGUUUAUUAGGCCCAACGUAGUCCAUCUCGAUUAUCAAGGGGUAGAAACGUCUGUUCCCCAAUCUAUAUCUGUAGAUGGAACACUGGACCUCGCAGUGGUAGUUUCUGGUGGCCAGAACAUGAGUUAUAGCUACGGUGAAUCAGCUAUUAAGCAACGAUUGGACAGGGUCGCUGCUCUGGCUCCUCCUUGGGUAUUCGCUCGACCCAGCCUGCAACCGAUGAACUACUCGUUACUCGUCCAGGGAGGCGAAGAUGGAUACGCUGCAGUCGUUUCGGGAAGCUACAAUAUAUUUGACCCGGAUGCUCCCCUGUCCGGCUAUUUGGAUGGAUUGCUGUCUGGUUAUCUGUUGUUCGACGCAAAUCGAUGGAAUCCACUAUUAUUAAAGACCAUUUUAGAAAACAAUAACUUCACAUACAGUAAGGAGUAUGACGGGUCAGACCUGGAAAUGCCUGCAGACUUGACAGUUGUCCUGGAUCCUAAAACUCAUUUGCCAUACCUCAUUCGCGGAUUUGAGAAACAUCCCCUCUUGGGCACAUCUACGCAUGACCUCAGAGUUUAUGAUUACAUUUUAGUCGAAGGAGUCAUGAUUCCUCAGCAUUUCAAGACGAUCUACAAUAGCCAUCAGCUGAUAGUAGACUGGGUAGUCGAUGAAGUGCAGGAAAGAUACACGAACUAUAACUACCUCGGUCCAUACGUUGGCACUGUCGACGAGCUCAAGGCGGAACAGUCGUGGUCCGAUUUACCUGGAGUAUGGGUCAUGGAGCAGCCUGGGUAUCUCUAUCGGCAGAUGCUGUUGGAACUGCAGGAAUUCGUCGUUGUUUUGGAUGCUCCCUCGCAGCAGAGCAACGACAUAAUCAAAUGGGUAGAUGAUAACAUACGUAAACCUAUCCGCAUGGUAAUCCCAACCAAUCACCAUCACGACCAUGCCAUGGGAUUGCCUGACUAUGUCAAGGUUGGUGCAAAGGUGGUAGUGCCUGAUAUGGCCAAGGAAUAUUAUCAUGGCAUUCCAAACAUGGAAGCUGGAACGUUUACGCGAGAGAAUCCUUUCAUCCUGGAGCAUGAUGAUUUUCGAGCUGCUAUUAUCCAUAUGCACGAUAACCACCAUGCUAAGGAUCAUGUUUAUGCCGUUGUGAUGCCAAGUUGCGUGUCGACUAACAGCAUUGUUGUCGUUUUCGAGGCCGAUUUCGUCAUAUCGAACAAAGCACUCGAUACCAACAAUGAUCACACAGAACUCUGGCAAUUAAUUCAGAAUAUGCAAUCUCAUCGCGUCUCUAAGCAUGCGGAGAUUGUUUCCGUCCAUGGAUUCCUUCCAAGCUUACAACUAUCCCCGUUACUGGAGAUCACGGGGCUUGCUUACCCUGACUUCACACCGAGUGACUUCAAGUAUGGCGUGUCUCGAUGCUAAUUCCAUGAUGGUUGGAAUUGGUGCCGAACGCUAUCGACUUUUCGCUAGCCGCUACAAGUGAAUUAUCAGGAUAGUCUU